AUGGCAGCCACUGGGCCUUACAAUUAUUCAUAUAUUUUCAAAUAUAUUAUAAUUGGUGAGUAUAGCCUUCUUGUUGCCAAAUAUAGUUUUCCUGUAGAGGUUUUAAAAUGGUGUUAUUGAUGGAUGUACAUUACAUAAGUACAAUAUUAAGAGGUUUUAAUAUAUUAAAUUGCAUACUUAAUUGUUUAAAGGUUGAGCAAAUCUGUGUUAAAAUGACAACAACAUUCUCUGAUUAGGGAAUGUUGACAUCUAGGUUCCAUUCCACAGUCUUGGACUUGUUCUUACUAUAAAAUGUGGAAUGGAUACUUAAUUACAAGCCAGUGUACUUUGCACCUUAAUGCACCAAUGAAAAUAUUUGAUGCAUGAAUUAUGCAUAUUACCACAUGUUUUGGUGGGUGCAAGGAUUCAUGAUUAGUUGACGUGUAUGGUGAAAUGUAAAAUUCCCUUUACAUUAAUACAUUCUAUCAUAAACGCAAGUAUUUUAGCUCUAUGAUGGCAUGCAUGUCAAUAAUUACUGAUGACAUGCUUUUAAUGAUGCAUUAGCCUGAGUAUCCGGCUCUUGCCAUCCCGCCCUCUGGCUCUAUUUUGCCAUCCCGCUCUCACUGCCAUCCUGCCUUCCAAGAGAGUUUAUUAUACUUAGGGCCUGUUCAUAUGGGCAAAAGUUAUCCCGGUUAGCGAGAAAACUUUUCAACAAGUUUACAAGCGAGAUCUCGCCUUGGUAUGAAAAUAAUAUGAAAAGUUACACUGCGUUCAUAUGAGACAAAAAGUUUUCCUGUGUACCGAGAUCAAGAUUGCUUGUUGACAGGCGAGAUCUCGGUGACCGGGAUAAAUUAUGUUUUUCCCAUAUGAACACAACUUUCCCGCUUAGCGGGAUAACUUUCUGUCGUGUCAGCAACUUUUCAAUUCAAUUGAUGUUCAGUGCCAUGUCACAGCCGAAAACUUUACCCAGUAAGUGGGAUAAAGUUUUUCCAUAUGAACAGAACAAAAGUAUUUGGCUAGUCGAAAAGUUUUCUCGUUAACCGGGAUAACUUUUGCCCAUAUGAACAGGCCCUUAGUAGCCAAUCAAAAUGUCCAAGGGGAAAUGUCAAUUUGAUUGAUAUGUCUGUAAUAAAAUGUGAGGGGGGUAGGGGUGCACCGGAACCAUUUUUUUAAGUUCCGGCAGGAACCGGACCUGAUUUAUUAAGCCAUAUAUAUAGUCAUAUGUUACAUUGUCUGCUGCCAGACAGGCAGACACUUCACGUCAUCAAGGAGAGAGCUCGCAAAUGUUAGAAUAAAAAGGUUGACAAACGUUAAAUGUCAUAAUGAAGUGUCGAUGGUGUAUAUUUUCUUUGUGUAGUCCAAAUUUCUUCCUACUGUGAACUUUUGUUAGACACAAAAACAUUUUUAUAUUCUCAUUUUUAUAUCUCUCUGAAAAUAACAGAGUUCCGGCCAUGCUUUUUUUAUUAGUUUCGGAUGGAACCGGAACUCUGAAAAAUCGGGGUUGUGGCCAUAACUAAUUGGUGCACUGGGGGAGGGGCGAGAACAAAUUUGCAAUAACAGGAUGAAAUCUAUUUGUGUACCACUCCUUAGCCUUCUCUUACUAUCAUUUCAGGUGAUAUGGGUGUUGGAAAAUCUUGUCUACUUCACCAAUUUACAGAGAAGAAAUGUAUAAGAAAUUUACUUUAUUAUGUGUCUCUAAUCUUUCUUCUGUUUAUUUAGAGUGUUCCCUGUUAUGCCUUACUUUAUGUUUUCCCCCUUGUACACACAAUCACAUGUAGAGUUAUGCUAUUUUAUUGUUCAAUUCUUGUUUGCAAACAGUUGAUGUUUACAGUCGAUUUCAUGAAACUUUGACCACAAAUAUUCCGAACUUCUUUGCGAAGUUUGCAAGUUUGUUGCGAAGUUCAAAAGUUCAUAAUGAGAUUCACAAACCAGUUUGUAAACUACACAUUUGAUUGGCUUCUACUACUUCAGGGACCAAUCAGGGACUUUGUUUACAGAUUGGCUUGUGGAUUCCAAUAUGAACUUCCGAAAUUUGCAACAAAGUUCGGAACAUUUGUGAUCAAAGUUUUGUGAAAUUGACUGUAAUUUAAACUCGUGUUGAAGUAUUACACAAAGCAGUGCAUGAAAUCGGGCAAUCUUGCUUAAAGCUAUUUUAACACUAAUAUACACAUUGUCUUUACCUGCACAUAUCUCAACUUGUCGAAAACUGCAUUUUGCAAUGUUGUUACCAAAACCAGGACAAGUUCCUCUUGCCUGAAAAACGUGCCAUGUUUUAGUGUAUAAACAAUCAGGAAUGCAUCUACAUUCAUAUGCAUUUUUCUGCUGAAAUGUCAAACUAUUAUUAGCAAUCUCAGCGUAAUUUCUCAUGGACCAAUCAAAUAUUGUCAUUCCCAAGAUGUCAAUUUCAAGACGUUAAGAAUGUAGUCACAUUCCUGAAUGUUUUAACGUGAAAACAUGACACUCUUUUUCCAAGCAACAUGAAGUUUUUGUAAUAUAUGAUGUAGCUAUGUGAGCCAAGGCAUAAAAAAAAUACCUAUGGUUCCAGUUUGAUAUCGUGAAAAAAUUAGGGUUGGUAGGUUGGAAAUAAUUUUUUUUCUUAUUUUUUUCAUAUUUUUGCAGUAGAGUCCCGACAUCAAUAUUAACUAGAAAUGCGUAUUCCCUAUGGAUUAAUUUAGGCAAUUUUAAUUAGUGUGACAACAGACACUAUUUUGGCAGGCUGUAUGAGCAGCCCGCAACCACCUGGAGAAAAUAGGGUCGCACAGUCAAUCGCAUUGAAAAAACAAUAGGGUCGGCAGAAAAACAUAGGGUUUUUUUGAAUAUUUUUUUCAUGGUUUUUUCAAUAAUUAGUGUGACAACAGAUGCCAUUUUGGCAGCAGCCUGCAACCACCCAUAGAAAAUAGGGUCGCACAGUCAAUCGCGUUGAAAAAAUAAUAGGGUGGGCAGAAAAAAUAGGGGCUGUCAGGAACCGGAACCACAGGUAUUUUUUUACACCCAAGCUAUCGUAACAUAAAAUAACAUCACUCAAAGGGUGACUGUCUGCCUUUGUUUAUGUUGUAUUAGUUAUGGCUGACUGUCCUCACACAAUUGGUGUGGAAUUUGGGACAAGAAUUAUCGAAGUUGCUGGUCAAAAAAUAAAACUACAGAUAUGGGACACAGCUGGUCAGGAGAGGUUUAGGUAAGAUCACAAACAAUGGGUUAAGAUUACAGACAUUUAUCACCACCCCCCUGAAAAUAUUCACAAUGGCAGACGUUGCAAAGUGUGAGUGCCUCUCAUAAGCACACUGCAUGGCACUACCCCCUCUCUCAAAAAUAUUUUGAACCACCUUGGAACGUUUUCCCAUUCCACCUGGAGAAAUUAGCAUCCCCCCCCAAAAAAGUUAAAUGCUCAUUGGAUUAAAUUACAGUACUGCGAUUAGAAUAAAGAUUUUGAACUAAAUAAGACCAAAAGCAAAUGUGCCCCCAGACCCCUGCUGCACAGUUUGCUUGGGGGCGAUACAACCCCUUGCUCACCUUCCCCUUUUAAUUUUCGGCACCCCCCAGAGCUGAAUCUGAAGAUCUGUCCAUGGUUCAGGUACCAAAAUAAAAGGAUAAAUAUAAAUGGCUGCAGUGUGGUGGCUCCCAGCUGUGUUUGAGAAUAGAGUUUGAAUGCUACAAUAUACAUGAAACAUUUCUCAUUUCUGAUUGGCUAAGGGGCUGAUUACAUGGUGCCGGGCUGGCCCAGUUAACCGGACUGACUCGUUUGUUUAGGACCUUACUGUGGUUUUAAAACUUGUGUAAAAUAAAUUUGCGAUAAAUAAUUGGUUUAGCAUAGAUGCAAAAUCAUCCUAAACCUGAUUGAAAACUAAUUUUGCGGCCCAGGGAAGAUUUUCGUGACAUUUUUCAGCCUGGUUAACCGGGCUGGCCAGGUCCAUGUAAUCAGCCCGUAAGAGCAGUGCAAUGUUUUGAAAUACAUUGCCAGAAAAUGAAAUACAGUGCAAAAAAAUGAAAUACAGUGCAAAUUUUUAAAGAUUUUCUUAAUAUUUUAUUUUAAUAUUCCUAAUUUCUAAAUGUGACUUACACACAUGAUUGCAUAUUUUUUCAUGAAAAUUAUAUAGAGAAUAAUACAUGGGUGCGCGGAAAUACCAGAUUUAUUUCGAGUGUUGAACAUGAUAAAGGACAGUCUUUGAAAAACGAUAAUUUUUACAGAAAAGCGAUAAUUGAAAAGCGAUAAUUUUCACAUGUGAGAUUAUCAUGAAUAAUCUCACAUGUGAGAUUGUUACUUUUAUCAGUGCUCGAAAUCUCUAUAAAGCACUAUACUUUAUAUAAUAAUAAUAAGUAAUAGUAUGGUUUCUCGUGCAAUUUGAAAAAACAUACACUCGCGAGUUUUUCAAAGACUUCAAAUUGCACUCGCCCUUUGGACUCGUGCAAUUUUGAUAGUCUUUGUAAAACUCGUUCAUGCAUGUGUUUCCCAAAUAAAUCUUUCCCCUUAUAACCAAAAUUUUGAUCUAGGCAAGUCUAGACAAAUAUUUCAUCACAGCUUGAAAGAGCAUCACAAAAUGAGUAAUAUUCCAAAGUUUCGUUGCGAAAUGUUGUAAAAUGAGGAAAAUAGAGCCUUGCGAAGUUUGCAAUUUUCAGUCAUUUUGCAUUACAAACGGAAAUUGCAGCCCAACACCCGAAUCGGAUGUCAAUUUCCCGUUUGUAAUACAAAAUGACUGAAAAACGGCAAACUUCGCAAGGCUAUAUUAUCCGCAUUUUACAAGAUUUUGCAACAAAACUUUGGAAUAUUACUAAUUUUGUGAUGCUCUUUCAAGCUGUGAUGAAAUUUUUGUCUAGAUCGAAAUUUUAGUUAUAAGGGGAAAAGUCCAUGCCACUCAAAACCAUACUAUUACCUAUACAUAUAAUAUUUUGUUUAUUAUGUAGGGCUGUAACAAGAAGUUAUUAUAGAGGAGCUGCUGGGGCCUUGAUGGUUUAUGAUAUUACUAGGUAAUAUAUCUUAAACUUGAGUAAUGAUAAUGAAGCUUAAUGAGGUUUAUCAUCUCAUCUAUUGUUUGAAUUGCAUUCGACGCGACCGAAAUUCGACGUAUAAAACGGGCCUUACUUAAAGUGGCACUGUCAUGAAAAUUUUUAUUGUCUCAAAUGAAAGAACUCUAAAAACUGUAAACUUAAGUAACUUCUUUUGAAAAAAUUGGUUCCCAUGGUUUGUUCUUGAGAUAUUUCAUUUUCGUUGAAACCAUGUGAUGUCAUUUACUCAUAAUGGCAUACUGUAUCAGUAAAUGUUAUGUAUAUUUGCUAUUUUUGACAGAUUUGUUUUAAAAAAAACCCAGUAUGCUUAAUUAACCCAUUGAGGCAGCUAGCUCGGCUACUUGUAUGUAUUUUCACCCCACACGUUGGGAAAACUGCUCUAUGGUGUCCUAGGAGAGACAUCAACAUUUUCGUUUCAUUUUAAAAUUUAUUUGCAUUCAAUUUACAUUUAAUGUAUUUUUAUUUUUAAAAUUUAUCUUUUUCUUGUUUCUAUUUUGUUUUAAAUAGUAUUUAAAACGUUUCAACUCAGUUGGUUUUAAUUUAAAAUUAAUGAUGUCUCUUCUCGGACAUGACGAUUUAAAAAAAUAUAUCCUCAUGUCCGAGAAGAGACAUUAAAUCACAGAUUAAGUAUGACCAGAUGUGAAACUUAAUAGGACUUCGUCAGAGAAUAAAGACAUACAGAAGGUCGACUCGAGUAACCGCUGCCACGCCAUGAUUUGUCAUGAAAAUGCUGACGGUCCUAGCCAGUGCACUUAUGAGAGGCAUCCCCCCUGGAUGUCCACCAUUCUGAAUAUUAUCAGGGGGUGAAUGCCUCUCAAACGCGCACUGGUUAGGACCAUGGCGUCAGUAUUUUAAUGACGAAUUACGGUUACGCCAAAAUCGUUGGAAAAUCAUAGGAAAACCAAAAGUUGGGCAACUGUGUAGCCUAUAUCUGUGACUUCGUGUCCUCAAAUUUCCCUAGAUCACAGAUGAUAGAUAAUACCAGAUGAAUCACUCAGCCAAAAUUGUGUCCGCGGUUUUUUAUGAGCACGCGUUGGCCGCUAGGCUUCUACAGAUUAUGCUCGGCAACUUUUUGGCAACUUUUUGCAUUUGAAACAACUUUUUAUGAUAUCAGCAACUUCCUCCAGGAAAUGCAUAAUUUUUGGAAAUUUCUGGCAAUAUAGACCUUGUUGCUAAUUUUAUUUAUAGAAAGAUAAAGAAAUGCUUGAUAGCCUUAAAUCCCUUGAUCCAUAUUCAAGCUCGUUUUCUUGGUCAUAUGAAAAAAUAGCGCCACAAGGCUCCAAAAUAUUUUCCUUAUCCUUGGCCAUUUGACAAACAUUUUGCUUACCAUUACUUCUACAGUUUGGGAGAUCCUAUGGCAAUCAGCAGCUUGACAUAUUUGCAAACAUCCAUAACAACCUCCAUAACUGCAAGUUACAUUAAUUUGCUAAUUGCUGGCGACUCAGACCAGUUCGCAAAUUCAGUUUAUGACUGUUUAUCAAACCCAACAAUGGUGCAGUUUGAAAGUAUCACGAAAGUUCAUGUGCCUAAUAGUAAUACACUAUUAUAAAUACAUUUGAGAAAUAGAGUCUGUUGAUUAUUCAUAGCUGCAGUAUGUUCCAAACCGAAGAAAGGUUUACUGAAAAAUGCUGAGAAAUAGUUAUCUCAUUUUCGCGACCUGCUACCACAGAAUAAGACUAGAAUAGGAAUGUUAAUUGAAUUCAAUAGUAUUUCAGUAUAUCAUACACAAAAUUGAAUGUUAUUUUCGCUUGAAAACAAUUAAAAGCGAUUUGUUUAUGACCCCACAAUAUUUAUGAUGAAGAAAAGGCGGUGAAAUACUAAUGCUGGGAGAAGCGUCAUGUAUGUCUUGUUCGUUACGAGAAACGCUUGACAUUUUACGAGCAACUUUUUUUCAAUUUUCGAGCAACUUUUGAACAAUUAUUCAAAUUUCGAGCAACUUUUGAGCAACUUAUUCGAUUUUCAAGCAACUUUUGAGCAUUUUUAGAGCACAAUUUCAGCAUUUUCGUAGCAUAAUCUGUAGAAGCCUACUGGCCGCCAUUUUGGCAGUAAGUGUAAUCCACGCCAUGAAACGUGAGCAAUCACGCAUUUUGGCAGUAAGCGCCAUUUUGGCAGUAAGCUUCAGUAAUACUUUAUCAAUAAUCAUUGAUAAAAUUAGCUUUUAAAUUCUUUUUUAAUGAGGAAAGAGAUAGAACUUUUUUUGUUUCAUCAAGAGAGUUCCAUAUUUUUGCUCCUUGAUAUCUUAUGUUGAAAAUUCCAUAAUUUGUUCUUGUUUUGGGAAUCAGAGUAGGAUGAUUUGGAUGCAAGUCUACACGGGUAAAAAUUGAUCAGGUUGUUCGGCGUUGUUCAAACAGGAGUGAACAAUGUUGUGCUGCACCCCGUGAACAAUAUUGUUAACAAGUUGUUCAACCAUCAGUACUGUUGCAAGUUGUUAACAUGAUUGUCAACAAGUUGCAACAAUGUUGAUGGUUGAACAACUUGUUAACAAUAUUGUUCACGGGGUGCAGCACAACAUUGUUCGCUCCUGUUUUGAACAACUUGCAUCAACAUGAUGAUUUUUACGCGUGUAGUAUUGUAAUUAUGCGCCUAAUUUGACAAUCCUGGACAGCGCUAAAUCACGUUAAUGCACUGAGCUAUAUAGAUAUAAUCACAGAUUAAGAACAAAUGUGUAACUUCAGUAAAAAAGUUGUCCCACGGUCGCCAUCUUCCUAUCAAGUGUCGCUCGCGUGAUAAUUCGUCAUUUGGUAAUACGUCUUGCUUUCAAAAAUGCUUUCAACACCUUUUCAACAACUUUAAUUGCUUUCAACAACUUUAAACAUUUAACAUAUCAAUGUUUAAUAAAAAAAAUUUCGAUCCAAAAAGGCCGCAAUAAAGUGCAAAAAAAUUAAAAGUUCGUGUUUUUCAGGACGCCAUUUUGCUAGCAAGUGUGAUGGCGUGAGCAUGACGUGUAUGUACAUCUAGGGAAAUUUGAGGAUACGAAGUCACAGAUAUAGGCUACACAGUUGCCCAACUUUUUGGCUUUUCCUAUGAUUUUCCAACGAUUUUGGCGUAACCGUAAUUCGUCAUCAAAAUGCUGACGCCAUGGUCCUAAACAGUCCGCGUUUGAGAGGCAUUCAUCCCCCUGAUAAUAUUCAGAAUGGCGGACAUCCAGGGGGAUGCUUCUCAUAAGCGCACUGGCUAGGACCGUCAACAUUUUUUUCAUGACGAAUCAUGGCGUGGCAGCGGUUACUCGAGUCGACCUUCCGUAUGUCUUUAUUCUGUGACGAAGUCCUAUUAAGUUUCACAUCUGGUCAUACUUAAUCUGUGAUUUAAUGUCUCUUCUCGGACAUGAGGAUUUUUUUUUUAAAUCGUCAUGUCCGAGAAGAGACAUCAUUAAUUUUUAAAUUAAAACCAACUGAGUUGAAACGUUUUAAAAUAAUUUAAAACAAAAUAGAAACAAGAAAAAGAUAAAUUUUAAAAAUAAAAAUACAUUAAAUGUAAUUUGAAUGCAAAUAAAUUUAAAAAUGAAACAAAAAUGUUGAUGUCUCUCCUAGGACACCAUACUGCUCAGCAACAAUAUAAAUGACAAAAUCAUUUGCAUUUUCCUCCAUUUUGUUCCAAGUCACAUGAACAAACCAUGGUUUGUCAUUGGCUAAUUAAUUCAAACAGCUCAGCACUUAGUUCACAACAUCCGCAGACGCUGAGAUUUUUUCCUCGCGAGGUGAAAAAUAUCAAACACGAUAGAUAUUUUCCUCAAGGCCUCGAGAGGUCAAAUCCUCACGAAAACUAUCCGCACACGAGAGCAACUUGCUGAGCUAACCGCCUCGCGAGGCGGCUAGCUCACCAAGUUGCUCUCGUGUGCGGCGGGCUUAACAUGCAAGUUGUCUAUUCCUAUGCCAUCAAAGGCAAUCAUGACUUGUUAUUUUCAACUUCCAGGAGGAGUACCUACAAUCAUCUAAGUAGUUGGCUUACAGAUGCUAGAAAUUUAACCAAUCCUAACACAGUAAGUUUUGGCAAUGGUAGAAAUUGUAUUUAUACUAGAUAAUUCUAUCUGUCUUUAACUUGAGCUGACAGUUGUUGUACACAUGUUGGGCUAAUAGUGUUUGUCAUUUUCUUCCAUUUGUCAGGUUAUAUUUUUGAUUGGCAAUAAAUCUGACUUAGAUGCUCAAAGGGAUGUUACUUAUGACGAAGCAAAACAAUUUGCAGAGGAAAAUGGUAUUUAAUGUUCCCAAACAAUAUAGUUCUAUAUAAUGACAAAUAAAUUUCUUAAAGCUUUCAAAAAAAUCUCUCAGUCCUUUGUGGUGUUUCAACCAUAACCUUUAUACUUUUUAUUAAAUUUUCACAGGAUUGUUAUAUUGUGAAGCUAGUGCCAAAACGUAAGCUUUUACAUAUAUUUAUUAAUUAAAGGAAAUUUAUGGUAGUGCUGUUGUUUCACCCUUAUUGACUGCUUGCUCCCCUCCACCCCACCCACCUAGCCUACUUGUACUACAACUAUGUGUAUUCCCCCUCCUCUAUGAUGAGUUUGUGAUAUGUCAUGGAGUGUCAGUGGCGUAGCCAGCCCGAGAAUUUAGUUCAGCUAUGCAAAUUCAAAAUUAUUCUCAUUGUUCAUUUCUUUAGAAAUUGAUUGUUUGCACAGUCAAUGAACACGAAAGUAUUUGCAUAGCGGGACUAAAUCAGGGUUGGUAAGUUAGAUGAAUAAUUAGGCCAAAUCGUCAUUAGUGCCGUUUAGAAAGCAAAGAAAACAAAAGGCCAAGACAAAGAAAACAAAGGCCUAGUGUGACGGUGUUUGGCCUAAUUAUUCAGCAAACCUACCAAUCCUGGUAAAUCGUUGGGCUAGCUACGCUACUGCAGGGCGCGAAAUAACGGUCGGUCAACGGACAAUGUCCGGCCAGAAUGCGAAGUUGUCCAGUCAAAUUCUUACCUUGCCGGUCAUUUUGACCGGUCACUUUCGGUAAAAGAACAAACUAAUCUUCAUUUUAUAAUAAUAAUCAAAAUAAAGUGGUCAAGUACAGUAUUAUAAUUAAGAACCAUAACAUGCAUGUUGUCGAAUAUUUUGCAGGAAAACAACUUCAAUGUACACCAGUUUUCGCACGCAGUACGUCACCAAGCUCAUGGGCCAUGGCCAUGCCUUUGGCUUAAGAGCUAAGACCAUGCUUUUAGCCCAGUACAAGCUGUUUUAUGUGAAGGAAAUUUUUAAUCAGUGAUUACAGCAAGGCUUUUUGUACUGCUAUACUGGGAAAAUGGUCACAUUUUUAGGAGUAUACUUUACUAGGCUUUGCUUUAAGCUGAAUAAUUUGACCGACCAGAAAUUCGGUAUGUCCGAGCUAAAAUUGAGUUGGCCGGUCACCUUGACCGCCGACCCUCCAGCCGUUAUUUCGCGCCCUGAUUUAACUGUGGAGUGUUGUGAUAUAUACAUUUAUAUAAGUGAUAAUGUACUGUGUAGUUUUUUUUUGCAUUUUAAAUUCAUAAUAGUAACUAAUUUAGGGGAGAAAAUGUUGAAGAAGCUUUCCUGGAAACAGCUAAAAAGAUUUAUCAGAAUAUUCAAGAUGGAAGGUUCAAUAUGCUUGGCUUUGAUCUUCUUACGUUUCCUUGUGUCUUGCUGGUUUCAAUUCUCCUCCUGCAGUAACACCGGAUCAAUAUGAGAUGUCUCCUACUGAACCUUUACCAAGAACAGUUUAGAACUGAUAGAGCUACCCAGAAUAAAUAAAGUUAGUUUAGGUUUCCUCCUGUAGUAACACUGGAUCAAUAUGAGAUGUCUUUUACUGGACGUCUACGAAGAACAGUUUAGAACUGAUAAACUGAUAGAGCUACUCAGCAUAAAUAAAGUUAGUUUAGUAUAAGGUUCCUCCUGUAAUAAUACUCAAUUACUUGGAGAUGAUCUUUACUGGACCUCUAGGGAGAACAUUUUAGAAUUGAUAGAGCUGAGAAGUUAGAAUUUAGUUUCUGCACUAAUACUGGAUCAAUAAGAGAUGGCUCUAGCUGAAUCUCCAGGGGAACAGUUUAGAACUGGUAGAGGUCCCCUCUUGUAGUAACACUGGAUCAACAAGACAUGAUCCUUACUGGACCUCUAGGAAGAACAGUUUAGAACUGAUAGAGGUACCCGUCAUAAAUAAAGUUAGUUUAGUUUAGGUUUCGUCCUGUAGUAACACUGAAUCACUUGAAGAUCACUUUUACUGGACCUCUAGGGAGAACAUUUUAGAACUGAUAGCAGAUAGAGCUAUCCAGUAUAAAUAAAGUUAAUUUAAUAUAGAUUUCCUCCUGUAAUAAUACUCGAUUACUUGGAGAGGAUCUUUACUUUUUUUUAUAUAAACGUAUAUAUUUAUUAAAUGGCGUUUUCCCAAGAGCUAUGAAGCUCAUCGAGGGAGAACAUUUUAGGGAGAACAUUUUAGAACUUAUAGAGCUGAGAAGUUAGAAUUUAAUUUAGUUUUUUUCCUGCACUAAUACUGGACCAAUAGAGAUCACCCUAGCUGAAUCUCCAGGGGAACAGUUUAGAACUGAUACAGCUAUCCAGUAUAAAUAAACUUAGUUUAGUUUAGGUUUCCUCCUGUAGUAACACUGGAUCAAUAAGAGAUGAUCCUUACUGGACCUCUAGGAAGAACAGUUUAGAACUGAUAGAGCUACCCAUCAUAAAUAAAGUUAGUUUAGUUUAGGUUUCGUCCUGUAGUAACACUGAAUCACUUGGAGAUCACUUUACUGGACCUCUAGGGAGAGAACAUUUUAGAACUGAUAGAGCUAUCCAGUAUAAAUAAAGUUAGUUUAGUUUAGGUUUCGUCCUGUAGUAACACUGGAUCAAUAAGACAUGAUCCUAGCUGAAUCUCCAGGGGAACAGUUUAGAACUGAUAGUGCUAUUUUGUAUAAAUGAAGCCAACUUAGUUUAUUAACAAAUUUUCGAUCAUAUUUUCAGUUUGGACUUAAACGCAGCCGAGUCUGGCGUUCAACACAAACCACUUGCUGGACGAGCCCCAAAUGCUAUCGCGACGGAUCAGAAGGAAUCUCAAGACAAAUGUAACUGCUAA
Paramuricea clavata is the source of this 11972-nucleotide messenger RNA. The record is from the annotation of a GenBank genome assembly. NCBI's taxonomy places the organism in Eukaryota, Metazoa, Cnidaria, Anthozoa, Malacalcyonacea, Plexauridae.